AUGAAGUUCUUCAGCGCCUCGAGCCUCGCCGUCGCCUUCGCCGUUGCCGGAAUGGCCAACGCCGCCGCUAUCCCCGCCCAGGCUGGCCAGGCCGACGGCAACGCCCUCGAGAGCCGCGCUGCGGCCGGCGCGGCUGCCAAGUUCAUCUUCAAGGCCAUCGGCAGCGCCGCUGUCGCCGAGUCCAUCUCUGAGGCGUUCAAGACCCUCGGCAGCAUUGGCAAGUGGGACCAGGCCCGCGAGACGUUCACCAAGAACACUGUCCAGGCGAUGUGGGACAGGAGGCCGAGUCAGGCCCAUGCCGCCGUGUGCUACAACAUGGGCUACACCGUCUCGAACACCAACGAGAUGACGCCCGCCACCAAGGUCGAGUUCUCUCUCGGCAGCCUUCACACCGACUACGACUGCUUCUACAUGUGGGGCCCCGACAACCACUUCAACUCGCAGGGCGACGGCGGCUACAUCAACCUCGCCACCAUCACCCAGGGCAACUGCUCGUUUGACGGCAAGACGAGCGACGUCUACUGCGCCUGA
Molecule: messenger RNA, 531 nt
Organism: Pseudozyma flocculosa PF-1
Lineage: Eukaryota; Fungi; Basidiomycota; Ustilaginomycetes; Ustilaginales; Ustilaginaceae
Exons: 3
Coding region: 1-531 (176 amino acids)
Source: RefSeq, a predicted model, not a curated record